Porites evermanni is the source of this 2464-nucleotide messenger RNA. The record is from the annotation of a GenBank genome assembly. Lineage: Eukaryota; Metazoa; Cnidaria; Anthozoa; Scleractinia; Poritidae.
AUGGAUCUGCGCUUUACGUUUUCACAGAAAUGUUGUUUAUGUACUGGAAAGUCUAAAACUUUAAGCGCAAUUCAAAAACAAGCGGAACGAAAACACACGGUGGAAGGUGAUCGAGUCUUAAAUGUGGUGUUUUUGGACAACGAGGAGAACGAGUCUUCAGUGCCCGACAUUGGAUUUCUUAACAGGAGAUCGCAAGAUUUUAAAAUAGGAUAUUUAUCGUGGCUGGCAGGACUUACGGAGCAGAUAAACACUUCCCUUAAUCCUCGUUAACGUGGUAAGUGGCGAAUUUAAAAGGCACAAAGCCUAAUAUUACCUAACCAUUUUGCAUCGCUUUUAAUUUAGAUCUACGCGCUUGAAUAUUCCUGGUUAAAAGCCACCUGAGGUACUACCCAGUCAUCUUUUCAGUUGUGCGCACAGUCGUUACCCUUAAACUUUGCUAUUUUCUUUAGCAUUUAGUUUCUCAGUUUAGUAGCAAAGUACUUUGCGGGUCAUUAGCUAGCCUGCGUAGCAGGCGUUUCCGUUUAGUUUCGGAGUAAAAAAACCGAGGAAAGGGGAUUUUCGGUUUUGACCGCGCGAAAAAUGAAGAGAGCCAAAAAAUGAAAGAGGGGGAAGGGGGAGGGGAAGGAAGGAAACGCUUGCAGACAAACCCCUAGCCUGCGUAGCAUGGCGGCUUUGUCGAACAGGGCGCACGAGCGGCGAAGCCGCGAAAUUCGCGUACGAAGCGCGCGAGAACGAGCCCCAAUCUCCUCGCGGUUUCUCUGCCCUCGCCCGCCUUUAUUACUUAGCGCGCCCAACCAAAACCGCCAUGCUACGCAGGCUAACAAACCCCUCGAUUUUGAAAACCUACGUUCGCCAGCGAACGCAGCGCCUGAUUGGCUUGUCUAGUCGAACAAUGUUGAAAUGUGUCGAUAGGCUUGUUUCAUACUGAGAGGUCAUGUAUGGUACGUGACACGCAUCUUCCUGCAGUUGUUGUUUAUUCUGGUCGGCAAGAUUUACCUUCCAAUGCAAGAGCAUUUUCUUUAACUUCUCUUGAAACUCAAAGCUCUUCUUGCGACUAUAUAAGGGUUUCAAAUCGUUUAAUUUAUUGUUUAAAGUGUCCCCUGGAUCUGAAUAACUAAAAACGAUUUUCUUUUGUCAGGGAAUGGGAUGGUUUCCUACAAUGUUUUGUCAUGUUGGGCCUAGCUCGUAUGUGUUUUUUUUGUGGAAUGUUGAAUUCUCUCGGACAGUGAUUUACAGAUAAAACAAAAACUGAAGCUACAUCGACUAUGGAGAACUGAAUUGUGACUGAUUUAAAAUUGCUGCUUUGUUCUCCACACGAACGUCAUCAGUUGUCGGGUUAGCUUUGUUCUUAGAUGCUUUUACAAGAGCACUCUAGUUGUCUGCGCAGUGGCGAGAACGGUAAGCCGCUCUGUCUAGAUGAGCUUUGAACUGCAUUGAUCGUUCGAGUUCAUUGAGAUUUAUCAUUAACGCCGUCCACCCGUUCCAAAAUACAAAAAUAGUUAUUUUGGUUUCACACACGCGCCUCUAAGUUCAUUUCCGCUCCUCGGAAGGACAAACAUUUUAUUGGUCAAUUAUGACAGCUGAUGACAGCAUCAAAUGUCGUUGCGUGAACUCAGGCAUGACAGUCCAAGUGGGCGGUUUUUAAAAUCGAGGGGUUGGCCUGCAAGCGUUUCCUUCCUUUCUUCCCCACCCCUCCCCGCUCCUUUACUUGCGCCAUUUUUCUCGCGGUCUUUCACUCUUGUUCCUCGUUCUUCACUCCUAAACCGCACAGAAACGCUUGCUACGCGGGAUACAUUUAGCCGAUUCUCUCACUGGCACGAGCGCGCGUUACUCGAGUUUCGCUCGUUACACAAUGAUCCCGGCUACGGGAGAAGAGCGUUGCGUGACGAAACAGAACGACUGUGUGCGAAUGAAUGAAUAAAAUCUUUAUUUUACUUAGAAUGUCAGAUGAUCUCAGAAAGCUUAAAGUUACACUUCUCCUGUCAAAAAAAAUGUACUGAAGACCCAAUUUAAUUGUAGCUGGUUUUGUCUCCUUUCAUUUCUAGGUGGUUGGGUGACUUUACAAUUCGCACAAGUUCCUGAAAGGUACUUUGGGCACUUAGCUUGUCAAAUGGGAUGCAGGGUGCAUAGCAUGAGGGAGGUACCUCAUAAUAAGCCUUCAUUUUACUGCCCAUCAACAAGGCGAGUUUCCUAUAAAGUGUAUAGCCUCACUUCAUUUACUGAUGCAUUGCAUGAACAAACCCUCCUUAAACUAAAUGAUACGGCCUGGUACAGUGACCUACAGGAAGUGGAGAAAAGAUCUGACCUUAGCAAUCAGGAGGAGCUCCAGGCUGCCAAGAACCGUAGUUUUUGGAGCACUGUCAGAAAUGAGGAGUCGUCAGAGGAUCUAUUAACCAAACGUCUAACAGCUAAAGCAAGUUUGGAGGUGGGUCCAAGACAAGGACGGACCACUAGGGAGGUAGAG